Molecule: messenger RNA, 3077 nt
Organism: Planococcus citri (citrus mealybug)
Lineage: Eukaryota; Metazoa; Arthropoda; Insecta; Hemiptera; Pseudococcidae
Product: serine/arginine-rich splicing factor 2-like
Exons: 4
Coding region: 123-689 (188 amino acids)
Molecular function (GO): RNA binding
Source: RefSeq, a predicted model, not a curated record
UCUUUUCUUUUAUUUCAUUCUUAUGUAAUGAAUGUCUGCGACACAUAUUCCAUGUUAUUUCUUCCUUAAUUAAUCGAAGUAGCUUAUUUAUUUUAUAUCGGUGAUCUAUAAAGUUUUCCAAAAUGAGUCGCGGUAGUCGCGGUUCAUCGUCAAGAACGGAGAACAUGAUUUCUUUGAAGGUAGAUAAUCUCACCUAUCGUACUACGCCUGACGAUUUGAGACGCGUUUUUGAAAGAUGCGGCGAAGUUGGAGAUAUCUACAUACCCCGGGACAGAUUCACUCGUGAAAGCCGAGGUUUCGCAUUCGUUAGGUUCUACGAUAAGAAAGAUGCCGAAGACGCUUUAGAUGCUAUGGACGGUAGAAUGUUAGAUGGCAGGGAAUUGAGAGUGCAAAUGGCUCGUUAUGGACGUCCCGCUUCUCCUAGAUACGGUGGCGGCGGCGGCGGUGGCAGAAGUAAUUACAGACGUCGGAGCUACGGACGUUCUCGAUCUUACGAUCGUGGUCGUCGUUCUUAUUCGCGAUCCAGAUCUAGGUCCCGUUCUCGCAAGCGUUCUUACAGCAGGUCAAAAUCACGUUCUUCGAGAUCCGAAAGCAGAAGUCCGCAACGUAAUAAGAGUCCGCAACGCAAUAAAAGCCCACAACGUAAUAAAAGUCCAAACCGUAAAUAUUCGCGUUCCCGAACACCUUAAAUAAUUGCAGUAACCUACGCUUUUCAUCUUCCCCAAUAUGAGGUUUUUCAUCGUCGGUGCAUGACCCAUGUUGUACGAAAUUUAUUCAACUCUUUCUUCAAUAAGGUAUAUAGAUUUUAUGAUAGUUUUGUUUUUUUCUUCUUCAAGGUUUUCAUUAUUUAUCAAUGUAGGGUUAACUCUUCUGUAAAUUUCAUUUUUAAUUUUGCCUAUACGAUAUUCAUUUUUAUAUACAUAUAUUACUUAAUUGGGCUACUGUUUCAGUCAACUGCGAAUUAGAUUUAGCUUUUUCAAAUUUUUUUCUUAUUAAAUUACUAUAGCGUUAAUCCGACCUCGAAACGUUUUAUGAAAGAUGACAAAAUUUUGACCAUUUCACCAAUUUUUUGAUUCAUUUUGCGUAGGUAUUGAUUCGUUUGAAAUCUUUUUUUUUAUAAUUCUACUUUCGAUUAUGUUAGGACUAUGUUAAUUAAUAGCAGUUUUAUGAUUAUGUGUAGUUUCGUUCUCCUUUUAGUGGGAUUUUUUUAAGUUUGAGUAUUGAAUUAUUUUACACUUCACAGUGCAAGUCUCAACGGUAUUAUUUUGUAUUUUCAAUCGAAUGUUUUCUAAAGAGGAAAUAAUCGAAGUUAAUUUGAUUAUCUUUUUGUUAUUAUCGUGUUAUUCAACGAAAAUUGUUUUUAUCAAAUCACGCUCGAAAUGCUCGAAACAAAACAACUGAUUACGUCACGACUAAUGUAACGUAAAAAGACGAUUAAUUUUAGUUUUUAAUGUAACUAUUCACAUAACGUAAUUUAAAAUUAACUUUUGAUCUGUUAAGCUUCUUAUGAUUCAAUUCGAGUAUUUACUUACUCGUACUUCCAGAAAAAAAAGGCCUACAUUUUGACUAAAAUAAAAUUCGUACGUUUUAAUUAUUUAAUUUCAGCCUAUUAAUUUAUUUUUAUGAUGAUGUAUUGUAUAAUUUUUAUGUUCUAAAGCAACUGUGUUGUAAAUUUUUAUUAUUUAUAAAUCUUUAUUAACCGCAGGGGGUGAAUGCUGCUGCAUUGCUGCCGUUGAACGCAGUUGACUGCUGUUUGCUGAGAGGCUGUUUUUUAAUUUUGAUUUUACGGUUUCGUUAUAUUUUUUUUCUUUUAUUUUUUGAGAAAAAAAAAUUUACGAACGGGUGCGGGAGUAAUCGGUGCUGUAGGAUGAUAAGCGGUUUGGUAUUAACGAGGUUCGUGGCAGCUGAGAAAGCUUGUAAAGAAAGGGGAAAUAGUAGCAUACAAGCUGAGGUAAACAAUGUGAUGGAAUUUUCGAGGUUUGUACCGUAGUACCUAGAUAUACAUAUUUCGGAGACUUGGAAAUUCUAAAUUCUUACAGGUUCGAAAGAUUAGAAACGUAUUGCGAGCGUAGUACGGCGAUCAAGAUUUCGAUGCUUUGAAUUGUUCGUGUUCGUUUUAGCCUGCCCUUUAGCUGCCUUUACCUAUAAAAGUAUCUGUGCCGUUCUGCCUCCGGUUUCGAUUUAACGUAAUGCAGCAUCUCUGUACGUUGCCCUGCUCCUCUGCUGUGUAUAAGAUAGCAGUGAUGUCGGUGUCCUGUUAUUGUAGACUCGUGCUCGAGCCUGAGUAGGUUACUCGCGCAUUCGUUGUCAGUGCUGAUGAUGCCGUUUGCUCGUUUAUAAUAGUUUUUCCGGUGCUGAAGUAAGUUUUGGUUCAUGAAAUUAUUACCUACGUUGCGUUUUAAUUAUCAGCGCUGAAAUCCGAGUAUACCAAAUGAAACGGCUACGGAUCCUGUUAAGUUUAGCAGCAUCGAACGAACUGCUGAGCAGAUUGUGUUGAACGGUGUGAUCGAUGAUUACGAAGAGCUGCGAUAUUCGUUCACGUACUCGUGUAAUAUUGUACUAUGAAAUCUUAUGCUCGCGAAUUGCUUCUCAUAUGUACAUUCACUUCUGUAUCUCUAAUAGAUUGUUCUUCGGUGUGAAAUCAUAAUGCAUUGGCUGUCCGUCAUGCUUAAUGAUUUGAAACACGAGAAUAUUUUCUAUUUGCACUUGCUUAUUCAGUCCUUUUUCAUGAAAUCAUUAAUUUCAGUUCAGUUUUUUUCUCGAGCCACAGUCAAAGUAAAUACGAGUUGAAGGCGGUUUUUGCAGUUGUAUUUGAGCUGAACUUUCGUAAAGAUUUUACAUACGUAUUUCAGUCGUACCCGCGUACUUGCCCCUCUUCGCCGUGUAUUAAAUCACAAAUUCAUAUAGUUUGCAGCUGAUGAAUCUAGUCGUGUGCUAAUUUGUAGUUUUCAUAAUAUUUUUGGUCUUGUGCGUGUCAAGUACAUUAUUACGUACGUUACGUGAUGUUAAAUUUACGUUUGUGAGUCAAAUUUUUGAUGUGUCGUUUAUAGUACCUAAUUAAACAUAUUGCAUGAAAA